UUCGCGCAUGCGCAGUAAGGACCAAACAGAGAAGGAGACGAGAAACACGCAAAGAACGAAAGAACGAUUGUUUUUGGUAACAGCGAACGAGCGAACUAGUCACCUAGGGAUCUUUCGCGCAUGCGCAGUAAGGACCAAACAGAGUAGGAGAAGAGAAACACGCAAAGAACGAAAGAACGAAAGAACGAUUGUUUUUGGUAACAGCGAACUAGUCACCUAGUUCGCUCGUCAGAACAGUUCAAAAUGAACUGGUAGUUCGCGAACUACCCAUCCCUACUUUGGACGUACUAUAUUAUUUUAUUGUAAAUUAAUUACCAAUGUAAUUUUACAGCAAAUAAAAAUGUUUAAGUAAAAAUAUUAUAUUAGGUUGCUAAAGGUGUAUUUAUUAUUGGAGGAAUAAAUGUCAUGUUAUUGAUUUUAAUUUGCUAAAGAUGGUAUUUAGUUUUUAGUUUGUUGGUUUUCUGAAAACUGUUUAUAAUCAGCUGUUUCAGCUGGCUGAAUGUUCGUCUGCAGAUGGAUCAAUUCAAAUGUUUUUAGAAUGUAAAAUUUUAUACAGUUUUUAAUAUGAAUGAUAAAGAUUAAGGAAUGUUCGAGUAAACUGAGUUGUGUUGUUGGGUCAUGAUGUUUUUAUAACGCAUUACGUUUUACGUUACUUUUGAUUGUUUUGCUUAAAAUGAUGGAUGCUGUUACAGAAGUUUCAAAAGAGCUUAAAAUUCCUAUUGCAUACAUAAAACGGACAUCAAGAAAAGACAGGGUGGUUGUUGUGGUUCAGCGUUUGUGGUUAAAUACCCUUGUGAAAACACAGUCCGUUCCAGUGUUUGCACCACACGAAAGCCUCAGUCCGGAGGAAGUGCAAGCAUGGAUGAAUCAAGGAGAAGAUCUGGGUGCAUCUUGGAGUAAGGUCUUGAUAAAGGUUUGGGUGAAAGGGCAGAAGAAGGUUAUUCCCCUCCCGAGAGCGAGACCUGUACCAUCAAAGUGUGAACCUGAUCUGUCUUUUGCCCAAGUAUUGCAUUAUGUCUCGCAGACAAACCACAAAAACUUAUGGAAAGAGGCUUUCAAAAAAUAUCUCAGCGGCUGGAUGGCCACGGAGGAGAAGCCCGGGCCGGCCGUCGGCCUGGUCAGCUGUGCGGCGGCCAUGAGAGAGGUGAUCCGGCGCGUGUACGGCUGCCCCCUGGUGGGCCCGGGGCGGGCGGCCGCGGGCGAGGGUCGCCACGAGGCCCCCUGCAACGUGCUGGCGGCGGUGUGCGCGGUGGAGACGCCGCGCAGCUUCCUGCUGGUGCACCCCUGGGUCGCGGAGCACACGGCGCAGGACUGCGUGACCUUCAGCCCGGCGCUGCUGGCCUCGGCCAACACCAGACCUCUGUUCCUGAUGUACCAGCUGCUGCAGGCCAUGCGCGACCUGCACGACCGGGGCACCAUCCUGGGAGACAUCACCCUGGGCGACGUGCUGCUGCGCGGCGACCUCUGGAUACAGAUCAUGCCCCACCUGGAGGACAACAUCCACGACGAGCCCCGCCCGGAGUGCCGGGAGAGGCGGGCCGACUCCUGCGACGGGGAGUGUCCGGACGAGGCCGGGCGAGGCCGCAAGCCCCGGUGCGACAGCGACGGCGCGGGCUGCGAGCUGAAGCGUCUGAGCGAGCUGUGGGUGCGGGGCCAGCUGUCCAACCUGGAGUAUCUGCGGGCGCUGAACCAGCGGGCGGGCCGCAGACACGGCGACCCCACGGGCCACCACGUCGUGCCCUGGGUCUCCGACUUCACCAGCCGCAGCGGCCUGCACUGGCGGGACCUGUCCCGCUCCAAGUACCGCCUCAACAAGGGGGACAGGCAGCUCGACUUCACGUACGACGCCCCGUCCAACGGAACUCAGGUGCCUCACCACGUGUCAGAUGUGCUGUCUGAGAUCACGUACUAUGUGUACCUCGCGCGUCGCACGCCCAGAUCCGUGCUGUGCAAGUACGUGCGCUCCCGCUGGGUCCCGGCCGAGUACCCUUCCUCCAUCCAGCGCCUGCAGGCAUGGACGCCUGACGAGUGCAUUCCGGAGUUCUUCUGUGACCCGACCGUGUUCCAGUCGAUCCACGCUGAUAUGCCGGACUUGGACAUCCCUCCCUGGGCACAGUCCAUCCAGGACUUUGUCGACUGGCAUCGCGAGGCCUUGGAGAGCCCGCAUGUGUCGGAGCGGCUGCAUCACUGGAUCGACCUCACGUUUGGAUACAAGUUGUCGGGUGCAGCGGCGGUGAAGGCCAAGAACGUCUGCCUCCAGCUGGUGGACAGCCACACGUCGCUGGCCAGCACGGGAGUGGUCCAGCUGUUUGCGCACCCGCACCCGCAGCGCGUCAUGCCGUCUCCCUUCUGGGGCAAGACUCCUCCCCGGCUGCAGCUGCCCCCGCACCAGAGCAGGCGUGUUGGAGAGCGGAUGAGCGAGGAGGAAGGACACAGUUCAGGGUUUGAGGAGGACGAAGUAGCGGGAGCAUUUUCUCAGAACCACUCUUGCUCAUCUCCACUCACGCUCUCGCGUUUUCUUAGUCGCUCCAGAGGUUCUCUGCAGGCGCUGGCCCAGCCAGGGCAGGCGGGCGACGAGACCGGCCCGCGGCCGCCCGAGCCCCCGAGGCAGUCGGCCAGCGGAGCGAGCUCGCAGACCAUCUUCCUGCCGAGGGACUUCAACCCCACGGCGGCCAUCCAGCAGGUGGAGCUGCAGCACAGCUUCCUCAUGAGGACCUUCCACCAGGGCCCGGAGGUGGACUGGAUCGCGGGAGGGGCGAGGGGCGGAGCCGCCGUGGGCCUCAUGCAAGUGGUCGCCUGCCGGAGGAUAAGGGAGAUGCAGGUGCUGGGAUGUCUGAUAGUAGAGUUGUUCCUGUCGUCCAAGUUGCGGGCUCUGGACAGCCACAACUCGGGGUGCUUCGACCAGCGUCUGGAAGCAUGCCGCUCCGUACUGCGUUGGUCAGGGGAUGGUCUGCCACCCUGUGCAAGGCACGUCGUCUCGCUGCUUCUCCGCACGGGCGAGGGUCGGCCCCCGGGGCCCUUCCGUUACCCGCCGGUCACACGGCAGGGCCUCCCCCCGCCCUCUGCCCACCAGCUGUUGCAGCCGGUGCUGUUCGCGGCCGUGCUCCCGUUCCCUCGCUGCUUCCCGCGCCUGCUCCGGCUGCCGGAGGCUCUCCGGGACGAGCCGGCCGAGUGCCGGGUGAAGAGCGCGGCCAGGGAGCUGGCCGUCCUGCUGCCCCAGCUGUCCGGGGAGGGCCUGGGCCUCCUCCUGCCCUACGUGGUGCAACUGCUGGAGGACCCCGCCACGUGCGUGCCGGCCGCGUGGUGUCUGUUCGACCCCGUGGCCGCCGCGCUGGGGCCCGGCGGGACGGCCCAGCAUCUGCUGCCCUCCGUGCUCGCCCUGUACGACUACCGAGAUGACGCUGGCGCCGUGAAGCUGUACCACCACAGCUUCCUCCUGCAGCUGGUGGUGCGGCUCGGCCUGCGGGUGUUCCUCGGGAGCUUCGUCACCCCCCUGGUGGAGGCGGUGGGCGGCUACAGAGACCUGGGCCACGCCGAGGGCUCGUCGCAGCACCAGCGGACCGACAUGCGUGCCAGAGCUGCGCAUUUGAAAGUGUGUGAUACCGAAGAAAACAUAGGAGAAGUGGACGUUGAUCAAGUGCUGUCUCCAGUAGAAGACGACUAUUCGGAAGAAUCCGACCACAGGAACAUGCAUCAAGAGGAAAAGCUGGACAAGGAUACGAGUGAACAGUCUCCACACUGCGACACCGAAAGUAAAGACAGUGAACCUGGCAUGUGCGUGCCAGAAGGGGAGGACGGCAAGGCGUCACCGGCGGAGGAGGGAGAGGCGCGGCUGUACGCCAUCAUGGCGCAGCUGGACCUCGCCACGCCACGCGCCGGCAGUGAGGGGGACGGGGAGGGGGAGGACGCAGUGUUCAACACCUGCCAGGACGAGACAUCGAGCAACACAGCGGAUGAUGCAGGUGAGCAGUCUGAUGAGAUGGUUCAGGAACAACUGACAGAGGAAGUGGAUCCCAUCGAGCAGUUCCUACAAGAGACUGGACACAAGGAAGACAGAUUCCAGAGAGAGAACUCUCAGUGCAAGGUGUCGGACAUGAGCGCGGACUCCGUGGCGUGGCUAUCGCACCGGCUGGGCCCGGUGCUGACUGCGCGGCACCUGUCGCGCAACUUGUUGCGCAUGUUGGCGCUGUGCUACCUGGGCAGCGACAACCUGCAGCCGGCGCACGGUUGGCUCGAGGUGCAGGCUCUCAGCAUCACCAGCACCACGCUCGUGGGCGACCGCAGUGCCGCCAAGGUCGUGGAGAGCCUGUCCGCCAUCGCAACGCUGUACGGGGAGCAGUUCGUCCUGCUACAGUACUUGCCGCACAUGAGCGAGCUGAUUGGCCUGUGCAAGAAGAAGCUGACCGUGGCCCUGGAGGGAGGCCUGGUGGGGGCGUUGUCGCUGCUGAUUCGCAUCGUGCCGUACCUCGGCGACACGGCCUUGAUGGACUACCUGCAGGAGGUCCUGCUGAGGAACAUCCUGCAGCCGGCCUUACGGCUGGUAUCGAGCACCAGGCUGGUGUUCCCGUCGGGGCAGGCGGGCAGGGCGGCCGCGGCAGCCAAGUGGGUGGACGCCCUGUACGUCAUUGCACAGCGCAUCGGUCAGGAGAUGACCAAGAAGCACUUGGCCGCGCCGGCCCUGCACAGGUUCUUCCUGGCGUUCGACAAGGCGCAUGACCGGAGCCGAGAGGCUGCCGUGGGCACAAGUGAAGCAGUGAACGACAGUCUCUGCAGCUCGUCUGUAGAUAGCAGCUAUCUGGAGAUAUGCCGUGAUGGCUCCAGUACAGAGUGGGCUGUUAGAGGAAGUGCUGUGCAAGAGACAUUUAGAGAAAAUGAUUUUGGAGAUUCGUUUUCACAGCCUUCAUCCGAUCAAGAAUGGAAGAGUUGUGAUCCAACAAGAUCAAAGGCAGUGGAGGAGCUGAAGGCAGUGUUCACGCCAAGGUUGGCCCACCUGUCGUACCUGCCUUUCGUCAUGUUCCUGGGUGAUGCCGUGAUGGAGCAGUCGCUCGGGAACGCAGACUUCAUCUCCGAGCUGUGUUUCGACUACGAGAAAGUGAUGCAGGGAGAACAGCCUUCUACACGUUCACUGGAAGUGUUCUACUUGUCUGAUUACCUGAGCCUAGGCGGGCCACAGGGAGACGAAAAGAGCGACACUGGAAAUUUGGGAAGUAACGUUUCCAUGGUUGGCAACAGAAUAGAUCUUCAGCGGUCCGAUAUACCAUCAGUACAGCUGCAACCAGCAAGCAGCAGACCAACGUCAGCGUCUGCGCCUGGCGAUGUCAUGUCACUUAUCAGCAGGAAAAUGGAAAACACUAAAAGGCACUUGCGAGGCAACUGGCUGGCGUACUGGGAGCACGAGAUCGGCAGAGCAGAGAAAGACACGCGCUUCAACUUCAAGCAGAUAAAGCUGCAGACGUUCUCAGGCCACGCCAACAGCGUGCGUGCCCUGCACGUCCUGGACAACGAGAACAGCUUCAUCAGUGGCAGCCGUGACAAGACGGUGAAGCUGUGGUCCUUGCGCAGCCAGGGCGACGGCAGCGCGGUGUCGCACUGCCAGUGGACGUACGCGGGCCACCGCCGGGCCGUGGUGGGGCUGGCCUGGCUGGAGUCCGUGCGACUGGUGGCCUCCUGCGACUACGGGGUGCACCUGUGGGACCCCUUCCUGGGCUCGGCAGUGGGCGUGCUGGAGUCGCUGCAGGUGAACGUACUGCGCGCCAUGCCGGCCCCCAGCACAGCCUUCCUGGCCGCCACCACGGACGCCGUGGCGCUGCGGCUGGUCGACGCUCGCACCUGCUCCUUCGUGAGCGAACUGAGGGUGUCGGUGAACCCAGCGGGCUACAUACGCUGCGUGACGGUGGGGCCUAGUGGCAGCUGGGUGGCAGUGGGUCAGUCCACGGGCAGUCUCACCAUCCUGGAUGUUCGCACCGGCAUGGUGGUUGCAUCGUGGAAGGGCCACGAGGGAGAGGUGCUGCAGCUGGUUUCUGCCGGCGACACGAGAAUCAUCAGCUCUUCUCUGGACCAGACGGUGUCUGUGUGGAGCGCUCUCGAUGGCAAGCAUCUCUACCACAUGAAGGGCCCCACGGAGCCAGUGCACUGUCUCGGCACGUACGGCAGCGAGCUGAUAUCGGGAACGACCGCCAAUCGCAUCGGAGUGCACACGGCGGUGGACGAGGCGGCUUCCUUCUCGUCGACCCGCCUCCGCUCCGACACGUUCCGCGGAGUGCUCACCACGAUGGCGGUGCUGCCUCUCAACAGGUUGCUGCUGCUGGGAGCGGACAGCGGCAACAUCAGCCUGCUGUGUUAGCCCCGGCAUGUGUGGAGCAGUUUCACGCUUAUUUUAAAAAACAGUUUUCAAUCAUUUUUAUUCCUAAAACCCACCCCGCACGAUGCCCAUUUUCUGCUAUAAUUGCUGUUAUACCCAUGGGUAUAAAAAUGUCCAUAAAAGUUUGUAUAGCAGAAGAGAAGAAAGAAUUCUUAACUACAUACUUACAAUAACUAUAAUAUUAACAAAAAACCAGCAAACGCAGUUGCCGACCAAAGCAAGCACAUCAGGGAAGGACAAAUAUGUUGUCAAUUUAACCAAAUACUGAAAAAAUAUGAAAAUUGCAGCUGUUUGUGUUAAAAAUUACUCAAUCUCGUGAAUGAUUUUUUGGUAUUUUAUCUUCUAUAUUUCUUUUGCAAAAAAAAUAUACCGAAGUUGGUUUAAUAUUUAAAAACAAAUACAGAGCAAUUUGGAAAUUAACGCGAGUGUAUUUUUUAUUAGUAGGUUAGUUUCAGAGUCUAGUAAUAUAAAAUUUUAAGGAUACGAGGGGAAUUAGGUUUGCUUUAAUGUAUUUUUACUUAUGAAAUAUUUAUAAUAUUACAUUAAUCAGACAGUUCAUCUAGCUGAUUCACAGUAUUAAUUAUGCUAAUUUCAUUGUAAUAGUAGAAGGAAAUUGCUACAGAUUUACGUAUUUUAUAUAUGUUACUUGAUUACUUACUUAUUUUAAUACGUACUUUGAGAAAUUGUAACUAACAAUUUUUGUAACCUAGUGAGAAAAAGAAACAUGCAUGGUUUGCAUAAUAAAUUUAAAUAUAAGGAAAACCAUCUCACAUUUUGGCUAACAGAUGUGGGUUUCUAUAAAGUGUUAGUUUAUUCAUUAAAAAUUUAUGGACCGUCAAGUCCUAAUAAACGUUGGAGUUUUGAUUAGAGAAAUAAUUUUGUGUUUUAAUUACUGAACAGAUAAUUUAAUUUUGUUUUAAGUAACAAUAAAUCUUCCUAGUAUGAAAUAAUAAAACCAAUGGUCUAAGCUAUCUAUUUAAUAAGAUAAACAAAAUGUAUGGAUACAUAUUUGCUUAAAGCACAGUAUAUGUAAUCCAGAAAUCUGUUAUUUAAUAAUAGGUAAUAAAAAAAGAUUUUGCAGUGACGAGGUUUUGAACCACAUCAAAAAUUACCCCUUGUACACCACGUGCUAUGCCACUACACUACGGAGACUUACUUACUUUGAGGUAGAGAUUAACAUUUAUUAACAGUGUAAUGUAUUUUCAUUGUGUAUUUUAAACUUGUGAUUACUUCUUUCUUUGAUUAUUUUUGUUUACCAUAUAUAUUCCAGAGUAGUUUUACUGUCCUAAAGUUUAAUUUGGCAUACCAUUACGUUAGUUAGGUCCCCUAAAGUUACAAAAGGGAUUAUAUAAGUGUGUAUAUUGCUACACGUGGGUCUACCAUCUUGAUGACUUCCACUCAUGGGUAUAGCAGAAAAAUAGAACAUGUUCUAUUAUGGUUUUGGCUAAGACUUCGGGAAUGAAAACUUUUAUACCAGAGCCAGACCUAUUGAAAGGGUGCUGUAAUGUUGCCUACACAAGAGCAAGUGCACUAACAGAAAAUAGGUAUGAAAACUGCUAAGGAAAUGGGUAUCGUGUGGGGCUGGCUUAAAAGUCAAAGAAGCAUUCAUUUAUUAGUUGCCAUGUUUUCUGGCACAUAAGAUGAGAAUUUUACGCAAGCUUGAAGAUCAUAAAGUUGCUACUCAUCUUACAUGUAAGCAUGACAGGUCGUAUUAUGUGACUGUAUGUACUUCACUGUUACAUGCAGUCAGCACAUCUGUUGGUACUUAUUCUGCUGUUUCAUGGAGUCCAGAGUUGGAAUGAUUGAGGAGUAGGAAGAUUUGUUUCAAGAAUGACUUGAUAUUCUUGUAUCAACUCUACAAUCUCCACCUUUAUUUUUCAUUGUUGUAGUUCUAUACCUGUUGUGAUUUAUUUAUGAAUAUGGUCUCUUUUUCUGUGCAGAAAGUUUUUUAAAACCAGAUAGUUAAAAACUGUUCUCCUUCCAAUUGUUUACUAAUGCAGUCAUAUAUGCCAGAAAAUACGGUAUUAAUUUAUCCUUGUGUUGGCAGUAUUUUGUAGUAUUGCAUGAUAAAAUAAAUUGUAAUGUUAUUCUCCCCACCCCCCCCCCCCCCUCCCCGCCACCCCUCCGCACCCAAAUCCAUCUUUAUAUUUUAUGAACACAUUGGUUCUUUUUUGAAGUUUCAUUUAUCUUCUUUUAAUGCUUAUUUAUUGCCAGAUAAGUAUAAUGUAAUGUUUCUGUCAAUGUUUAGUGUGAGUACCUGGAUUUUUGUGUUUCAAUGUUUUUGUCUUUUUUUCUGCCGUUUUUACAAUGUUUUUUUACAGCUAGUAUAUUAAUGGUAUGUUGAUUCAUAAUGUCAUUUAAUUUUUUACAGUUGGUUUAUAUUAAAUAGACAAUGGAAAGCAACUAUUUUAGUUAAUUUGUUACUAUUUUUUUUGUAGUGUUUUGCAUAUGUAGAAAUUUCAAACUGAACCAAACAAACUGAAUAUGUGAAUGUGUGUGUGAUUCCAAAUUCAUACAUCACAAAUUGAAACACUGUUCUUGUAAUAAUGAAUGAAAAUUUGUAAAAUAGUAUGUAGUUUUGUUAAAUAAUUGUUUUUCCAAACAAAAAGUAUGAAUCUUGGAAAAUGUGCUUUUUUUGGGAAUUUGGAAUAUCAGACUGUCAAAUUUGGUAUUUUUGCUGUACCUAAUAUGUCUCAAAAUAUGUAUGUAUUUUGUGUGGGUAUGUUAGUUUAAUUUUUUGCUUUAGUUUACACAGUCAUUUAGCUAUCAAAAGUUUAUAAGUAGCCCUGGGAUGGUUGGGAUGAAAAAUAAUUUUUGUCGAUUUAUAUGCUCACAAAUAGUUGACACAGAAUCUACAGUGACAUUGUUAAUACAAUUAUUGGAAAUACCCUGCUUUAGCCCUUAAAUUGCCUAUUAUUAUUAUUAUUUUUUAAAUCUUAGUUUAGUUAUUUAAACUGUAAAUAUUGUCCAUUGAUAAAAAGUUAUCAGUCAGUUAAUUUCGAUGCAGAUACAAUUAGACUUUGCCUGUGUGCAGUUCAGUUCUUGAGAAACUUAAUAAGUAGUGAAGUGUUUUCCGUGAACUAUUAUUUCAAAAUAAACUAAAAUUUGAGUUAACGAACACAUACUAUUUGUUUGCUAUGUAAAAAAUUGUUCUUUAAGAGCCGAUUACUCUAAAGCUGAACUUCAUUACAGUUUAUAAUAUAAAAUGCAGAACGAACGAGAGAGGAACUGGCCAGUCUGAAGCGUUAGUAAAAUGAUUCAUGAUUUCAGGAGUCAAAGUAAUCAGAAAUCGCAGCUGCGGGUUUUUACAAGAAAUAACAAUAACUAAUCAGAGAAAAAGGUUAACAAGAAUAGUGGUGGGAGUUUGGGUUAGCAACUAACAAGUAUCAUGUUACUAUUAUUAUUUUUCAUUUAUAGUCUAAGUUUUGUUUGCGAAAUCUAUCGGCGAGGUCGUUGAAAUGUGUUCAUGCACAUUUUUGUAACAGCUAGACGUCUGGAAUUUCAGAUAUCGUAGCCUGCAACGUUAGGCCGGCCGCCUAGACUUACGAAUACUCAAAGGGAUGAAUGAGUUAUGACUCGAGAUGUGCCAGAUCCCAUUGUCGGUGGUCAGAACUAAAGGAACAAAAUGAACAAUCUUUUGAAUGAAUCAUUUCACAAAACUGAUUCAAAUGAAUUAAUUUAGUCAAUUGAACUGUUCGGCCCAUCACUACUGUAAGGUUUGUUUGCUUUGUUUCAGUUUAAAGCUAGAAAGAAAACGGUUCUUGUAACACUGACAGUUCAUUUUAGAAUUGUUUUUAUUGUGCGUGUCUGUGUGUUCCAAAAUAGAACAUGCAUCUGUGCAUUGGAAGUAACCUUAAUCUAUUGAGUAAAUGUGUCAUGUUCUUUUUUUUUCAAAUUGAACUCUCAAUAUCUUUAGACCGUGGAUUUAGAGGCAAGCCAAGUUGAUAGUACCGAGAAAAAAUUAAAGUUAAGAAGCAGUCAGGCACUACAUACAACAAAUCUAAUCUUCUUUUUUGUUUGCACUGGAGGUACUUUAAGGUGUUAAAAUAUUUAACUAUUGUUUUUAAUUUUUGGUAUCUGGAAAUUGUGAAUAUAAUGUUUUAGGGGCAUUACAUUGGGGAGGAGGUGGUUUUUUAAAAUUACAUUAAACAUUUGAAGUGUGCUCUCAGGAGUAAAUAUGCAUAAUCUCCAUUAAGCAUUGAUAAGGGGAGAGAGGGAUGGAGGGUGUAGAAUGAGAUCCUGUUAGCUCUUGUGUGGCUACGCUCCUAACAUUGACAAGUAUUAUUUUCAGACUUUGGUUCCAAGGGCUGAGAUCAGAAUGAGAGGACGGUAGCAACCAGUAGAAUCAAAGUGAUUAAUUCCCCUAAUUCCUUCCUCCUCGUUCCUGCCUCCUAGUUCCUUCCUCCUCGUUUCUUCCUCCUUGUUCCUUCCUCCUCGUUCCUGCGUCCUCAUUCAUUAAUCCUUGUUCCUGCCUCAUCAUUCAUUAAUCCUUAUUCCUGCCUCCUUGUUUCUGCCUCCUCAUUCCUACCUCCUCGUUCGUGCAUAUUUCAAAACAUUUGUAUCUUCCUCAUGCUCCUUUACCUCCAUCUUUCCUUAACCCGUGUAAUGAUCUCUGUCCUUAUGAAGCUAGAAGGAUCCCUGAAUACAGUUGUAUUUAGAUAUUUCCUCUUAUGCUGCCUGUUAUAUUGGCACAAACAGAAACUAAACUAUUGAUUCUGGAGGAUUCAGUUAUCGAUGAGAAUACCUGUUCACUAUGACUUUAUCUGAAUUGGUGAACUCUUAAUUUUGCAACUACUUUUGAUAUGGAAGGCUUUAAUUUUGAUGCAUUCAUCAUUCAUUUGUUUUGCACUUAUAACAACUGAAAAAUCUGGUUGAUAAAAACCUUGUAAAAAAUUAGUUUCAACUUUUCCCAAUUACUACCUUGUGUUAUGUCAUAAAAUUCAUUUCUCAAAUGCUUCAAAUAAAAAAAAACCUUAGUUCAACCAUUUAUAGUUUCCAUUGAAAUAAUCGUGAAAAAUAUUUCAUAUAAUUUUUUUAGUUAAGGGCAAUUUUUUAUAUUUAUUUUGUUCCUCAGAUUUUUAAACAGGUAAAAAAAAAACUACACAUAUUUAUAUCUUUAUAUAAAGAUUAAAAUGAACAUGGAAAACUCAUGAUUUUGUAUUUUGUUUUGUUAUAAUUUUGUUAUUUUCAACAUGUGCAAAACAGGAAAACAAAUGAAAUAAAUACAUUAUCAUUUUUUAUUUUAAAAAAUCAGGUCACAUUGCUAUUUUGUCUGCAAAUAUCAUAUACGUAUGACACAGGAAGUUACCUGUUUGGCAGCUAGCAUAUAGGUUGUACUUUGUACAUUUAUAUGCAGAGUUUCAUAUUGAUCCUUUUCAGUAUAACAAAUUAUAUUUCUUUGGUAAAUUUUGCUUGUGUAUUCUGACAUUAAACAUAUCAAAUCUCAUGAUUUUGAGAGUUCACUGUAUUUGCUUUAAGGCAACAGUUUACAACUUCAAAGUUUCAUUUUGUAGAUAAAUUAAUAUAAUUUUUAUUAUUUCAAAGAUGUAAUGAAAACAUUCCAAAGUGUUUGUGAAUUUUUUUUAAAGAUAUUAAAAAUUUUUGUAUAUUGUUAAAUGUAGAGAUGGGCUGAGACUCUAAACGUCAAGCCAAGUCCAGCGAGUAGUUCAGCUUAACAUGGCUCAAAAGUUAGUUUAUUUUUAUUGACCAGACGAGAUUCAACAGUAUUCUUCUUUAAACUUAAUACAUAUUUGGCAUGUACAAAAACAUUAUAUCAUGAACCAUAGAAUUGCAAAUUCUUUACAGUAAAUUUGUAUUUAAUUUAUUACUCUUUAUAUUUUCCUGUAAUUUACACAGUUUUCUUAAAGUAUAUAUAUGUUUUUGCUUGGUUAUGCUUCCUGAAUAGGUAUAUCCCGAUAUUUACAUCUCACAAAAUAAAACAGAAUCAAAGCUAUUUUGGAAUUAAAGGCCAGCAGUGAGUCAUUUGUAACACAACAAGCAAAUUUUAAAAAGAGAAUACUUUAAUCUUUAAUGUCUCUUACGUAGUUUUUUCUACUACAGCAUCAAGAAAUCUUUUUGAUGUUCGUCACGAACCUAGCAAAACAAAAAGUGAUACUUUUGUAAUUUUUAAUUUCCAUCUUUGAUUUUCUGUUCAAAAUAACAGGUGUCUUUAUUUUUGUUCAUAAAAAGAGGUGGGGGUCAUGUAUUUUGCAUCUAAUUCCUACCAUUUUGUAAUAUAAAAAAAAAGAUGUUUGAAAAUGCCUAUGCAUUGACAUUUUUGUGGUACGGAAAGUCAUUACUAACCAAAAAAAAUGGGGAAAGAAAAUGAUAUAACACCAGAAGUUCCUUCCACUUGGUUGUUGGUGUCGGGACUUUUAUAAUUUAUGUGUGGUUUUUGAAUAUUUUCAUUGAAUGAUGUUAAAAUGUCAUAUUUUCUGUGAACUAAAAAUAUUUAAUACUAUGUAUGUUCCUAAAUAAGACAAAAACAUAGUAAUCACCAUAGAUGUCAAUACAAAUUUAUGUGUUUAAAUUAUACUACUUAGUAGCAAUUGGGAAAUUCUAUCAACAUUAACCAAACAUGAUUUUUAUAAGUAAGUUGCUGCAUGCAUUAUUUAAUUUGGCAUUCAGUAUUGUCUUAUAAUCUAUUAUAAUCCACUUAAUUUUCUCUGUCUCAAAAAAAAACUUCUGCAUCUACUCAUGCUUGACUUGUUUUUUUAUGGUUUCCACUAAAAUAAUUAAUCUUGUCUGGACUCCAUUUGACAGUAUCAAUACUAAACUCAACUCAGCUUACAAGUUAGGAGACUUGCCCAUCGCUAGUUAUAUGGUUUCAUAUAAUAUUGUUUUGAUGAUUAAGCACUUUGAUAUUGUGUUGAUUUUUAGUUCCUAUUUUUUGUAGUCUAUAGGUAAAAAUAUUUUUUAAUAUGAUUUUUAGAAACCCUAUUAAUUUAUGUUACAGUAAUGAUUAAUGUGUCAUGUACUGCAAGGCAUAUUUAUUCUAAAGUAAAUCCGCACAAAUAGAUUUGGUUAGUUUCACUGUGUGAAAAACCAUACUUCCAGUAUUACAUUUCCAUCAAUAAGUUUGUAUAAUUGUAACUAAAGCAUUGUGGAUAAUAAA
Bacillus rossius redtenbacheri is the source of this 13475-nucleotide messenger RNA. RefSeq names its product WD repeat-containing protein 81 (gene Wdr81). Gene Ontology annotation, cellular component: mitochondrion. Gene Ontology annotation, biological process: aggrephagy. The record is from RefSeq and is a predicted model, not a curated record. The transcript has 25 exons. Gene Ontology annotation, molecular function: phosphatidylinositol 3-kinase regulator activity; protein binding. NCBI's taxonomy places the organism in Eukaryota, Metazoa, Arthropoda, Insecta, Phasmatodea, Bacillidae. Bases 674 to 6343 code for a protein of 1889 amino acids.